Molecule: messenger RNA, 939 nt
Organism: Musa acuminata AAA Group (dessert banana)
Lineage: Eukaryota; Viridiplantae; Streptophyta; Magnoliopsida; Zingiberales; Musaceae
Exons: 1
Coding region: 1-939 (312 amino acids)
Source: RefSeq, a predicted model, not a curated record
AUGAGGAACCCGCGAAAGCUCGCGGACCGUUCAAAAUACUACCGCUUCCACCGGCAACAUGGGCACGACACUGAACAGUGUCGUGAGCUAAAAAGGCAAAUCGAGGAGCUCAUCCGCCGAGGGCACCUCGGCCACUACCUUCUGCCGGACAAAGAGCUAUCCCCUCGCCCGAAGGGUCCCGUCGAGCGACACAUCGAUGUAAUCGCUGGCUGCCCCGCAUCGGGGGGGGGGGUGUGUGCGCGGGGCUCCUUGUCGGGAAGAAAGGCAGACGUAACCCCUGGACACGGGCCCGAGCCCGAAAUCACCUUCCCGACCGGGGUAUCCGAGCGACCCGAACACGACGACGCCCUUGUGAUAUCGGCUAGGGUAGCCAACGUGCAGGUAAGAAGGAUCAUGGUCGACACUGGGAGCUCGGCCGAUAUACUCUACUUCGACGCCUUCCAGAAGCUUGGCUUGGCCAGGGAGAACAUGAGGCCAAUGAGUUCAGCGCUCACCGGAUUCACAGGAGAUUCGAUAUCACCUCUAGGGGCUAUUACUCUGCCCUUGACCCUAGGGGUCCCACCGAGGUCGAAGACGGUGAUGACCACCUUUUUGGUGGUCGACCUUCCCACUGCUUACAACGCCAUACUCGGACGGCCGACCCUCAACAAGGUCAGAGUCGUCGUCUCGACCUACUACCAAACCAUCAAGUUCCCGACUCACGCUGGGGUCGGAGAAGUUACGGGAAGCCCCCGAGAGUCCAGGCAGUGCUACCUGACCACCGUUUCACUACACAAGAGGACUAGGAUCGAGCCGCUGCUGGAAGAUCCGCGGGAAACAAAAAAACCAGCCCCUCAUCCCGAGCCAAGGGGGUCCACCGUUGAUAUACCAUUACAAGAAGCCCGGCCUGACCGGACGGUCAAAGUUGGUUCAGAACUACCCGAACAGGAACGAGAAUAG